AUGUCGUCCGAAACACAACGAAAAGGCCGACGACAUGGUGCGGGGGUGCGCUCGAACAGAUCAAUAGCGAAGCGCGGUCGUGAAAAGCGCAGCUACGAUCGAGAGAAAAAGGAGAGCUACAAACCGUGCAGUCACGACGGAGUAUGCGACGAGCAAUGCGAGUGCGUAAAGGAUCGCCACUCUUGUGGCAGGUCAUGCUCCUGUCCUCGCGAUUGCCCUAACCGGUUCCAGGGCUGCAACUGCUCGAUUGGGAAUUGCCAUAUUUCUUCGACAUGUGCGUGCUUGAAAGCUGGAAAGGAGUGUGAUCCCGACUACUGCUUCAGCUGCGGAGCCAGCGAUGCCGCCGUGAUGGCAUUCCAUCCCGAGUUCAAGAGCAAAAGCAGCCACGACCUGAACAUCUGCCGCAAUGUGAAUAUGUUGCGCGGCAGUAUUCAGAAGAAGAUUGGCGUUGCUUUCUCUGGGACACAUGGGUGGGGUGCGUACGCUCUUGAGCCGAUCCGGAAGGACGAUUUUGUGUUGGAGUACACUGGAGAACUCAUUACGGACAGGGAGGCAGAGCGGCGAGGGACAACACUCUACGAGCGCAUCGGGGUCAGCUACCUUUUCGGUGUGAACAGUCAGGAAGUGGUUGACGCGGCCAGGAAAGGCAAUAAGGCGAAGUUUGCCAACCAUAAGAAAGGAGAUCCCAACCUGGAUGUACGAAUUUUCUCUUCGAAUGGAGAGGACCGCAUCGGCCUUUUCGCGCGAGAAGCGAUUGAAGUGGGAGGCGAGCUCUUUUUCGACUAUGGCUACUCCGGCGAGACUGCCCCGGAGUGGAGUCAGCGCGACAAAUCACCUCCCGAAAAGCUGGUAUAUGCCGACGACGAGAACGAUGAGUGGGAGUAA
Messenger RNA from Phytophthora sojae, 885 nucleotides. RefSeq lists its product as hypothetical. Bases 1 to 885 code for a protein of 294 amino acids. Gene Ontology annotation, molecular function: histone methyltransferase activity; protein binding. NCBI's taxonomy places the organism in Eukaryota, Oomycota, Peronosporomycetes, Peronosporales, Peronosporaceae. Gene Ontology annotation, biological process: chromatin remodeling. The record is from RefSeq and is a predicted model, not a curated record. The transcript has a single exon.